AAGUUGCAAUUCUCAAUUUCUGCUUGACAUAACACUUGGGGGCUAGAUACUCACAGGGCAAAUUUUGGUGACUUUAUUCUCAUGUUACAAAAUUCUCAGGCAAGUGGUUUGGUGGGAAAAUGGAGACAGUUUAUCUAGUGCAUGAAAUAUGCGCUUCUAUGUAUAAGUGAGAUUUGAGUGUAUGUGAUUGGGGCUUUUUUGGGCACUUCAAUUCCAGUUAGGCCAAAUAACCAAAGAUGGGGCUAAUGAAGUGCAGUCAACUCGGAUUUCCUUCACAGAGCCUACAACUCCCGAAAGGCAACGCGUCUUCGAGCCUUCAACGUGUAAUCAGGCCCCGCCUCUCUAGGCUUCAUGGAAGAGGUUCUCCAAUGGCAGGGCUUCCAUCGCGGGACCGGCGGAUUAGGCUGUGAGUUGCAGAAAGGGAGAAGACAAUUCUGGGACAAGUCGGGUCGCUUCGGGCUUGGUUGUGGACGUAGACACGCCGGCUUACUGAAGGGAUCGUGGCCUUUAAGGAAGAGCAAUAAGCAUUGGGGGCGACUGGAAAAUGCCUGUCCAUUCCCGUGGGGACAAGAAAGAGACGAAUCAUCACGAUGAAAUGGAGGUGGACUACGCCGAGAACGAGGGAAGCACCUCGGAAGACGAGGACACUGAGAGCUCGUCGGUCUCAGAGGAUGGGGACAGCUCAGAAAUGGAUGAUGAAGACUGUGAAAGAAGAAGAAUGGAGUGCUUAGAUGAAAUGUCAAAUCUUGAAAAACAGUUUACAGACCUCAAAGAUCAGCUUUAUAAAGAACGAUUAAGUCAAGUGGAUGCAAAGCUACAAGAAGUAAUAUCUGGAAAGGCACCAGAAUAUUUGGAACCACUGGCAACUUUGCAAGAAAAUAUGCAAAUCCGAACAAAGGUAGCAGGAAUCUAUAGAGAACUCUGCUUAGAAUCUGUAAAGAACAAAUAUGAAUGUGAAAUCCAAGCUUCUCGCCAGCACUGUGAGAGUGAAAAGCUUUUGUUAUAUGAUACUGUACAGAGUGAACUAGAAGAGAAAAUUAGAAGGCUUGAAGAAGAUAGGCACAGCAUUGACAUUACCUCAGAGCUAUGGAAUGAUGAGCUUCAGUCAAGGAAAAAAAGAAAGGAUCCCUUCAGUCCAGACAAAAAGAAACCAGUUGUUGUAUCAGGCCCCUAUAUAGUUUAUAUGUUACAAGACCUAGAUAUUCUUGAAGAUUGGACAACAAUUAGAAAGGCAAUGGCUACACUUGGUCCACAUAGAGUAAAAGCAGAACUCUUUCAACUGAUCCCUUUAGCACCUGUGAAACUGGAGAAACAUCUGCACAGUGCUAAGUCUGAAGAGGGAAGAUUGUAUUAUGAUGGUGAAUGGUAUAUUCGUGGACAGACAAUAUGUAUUGAUAAGAAAGAUGAAUGUCCCACAAGUGCCAUAAUUACAACAAUUAACCAUGAUGAAGUGUGGUUUAAGAGAUCUGAUGGAAGCAAAUCCAAACUUUAUAUUUCCCAACUACAGAAAGGAAAAUAUUCAAUAAAGCAUUCAUAAUUACUAUUAAUUACUAACUAAACCUAUCCAUAUUAGUGUUAUCAAGUGUGAUGUGCCAUGGGAGUAAAAAUGUAUUUAGUAGUUUUUACAUUCUCAUAACAUUAUGAAAGUACUCAUAUUUGGACGUAGUAUUAUAUGUAUAUUUCAUAUACAUAUAUAUGUAUUUUACAUACACAAAUACACACACACAUAUACUUUUUUUAAUGGUGAGAAAAACUUAAUCAUGAUGACCAAAAUAUUUUACCUAUAAGUUGGGUCCAACACCUAUAAUAUAUAAAGAAUGGCCUUCCAAAAUACAACACAUGUUUUAUCACUAAACUUCUUUGUUUGGUUAAAAAUUAUGCAAAUUGGGCUUUUCUUCAGUGUACUAUGUGGGGUUGUAAAACUUCUACAUUUUUUUCCUGCAACUUAUUUAGUUUUUCAUGUCCAUGUAAUUCAUUGUGUAUUUGUAAAUAAGCCUGAUAAAACAUGUAGAUGUGUAAUAGGAUAUAUAUUAAAUCAGAAUUGAAACACUUGUUGAGGGAGGGGGAGCCCUAACAGCUAACCUCAUAUCAAUGGCCUUACAUUAGUAUUUAUUUCUCUUACAUUAAGCUACUGGGUUAAAAUUUCUAAAAGGAGCACUUGCUUAGAUUACCAGCACUCCUCCCCCUUAAUAGUGUAACAAUGACAUUUUCCCCCCAGAUUACACUUGAUGUUAAUUAGGAAAAUUAAUGUCAAUUCUUCUGCUUCUACCUGUACUGUUCAUGGCCUGUAGAGGUCAUGAAUGUCUGAUAUUUUAUGCUGCAGUAUGUAAGUGAUAAUAACUAACAGUAUUGUGGCAUAUGCUGUGCUUUUCUGGUCUAUUGCCUUUUUUGAAAGAGAUUCUCAGUAAACUUUUUCAGAGGUAAAAAUAUGCUUUUAUGUUAAUUCUGUGUUUAAUACAAAAUAAAUAGACAGUGAAAUUUGUUUAAGUUCAUUUUCUCAAAAGAAUAUUUUUUCUUUAAGCCUUUAUUUGCUUUAAGUCCAUUUUUUGUGAUUUAGAAAGUUUUGGUUUCCUUCCCUUUAAUCAUAUUCAGAUUUAAUUUUCAAAGCCCCAGAACAGUGAACAGAGUUAGAAUCCUAAGUAUGAUAGCACACUUUUGUAACUGUAGUAUAGAUGAUGGGACCAAAAUUAGUAUUCUUCUUGUUUCUGUGCACUUUACUUUUUAUUAUAAUGAGACUUGAAGGGAUGGGGAAAAAACUAGCUAUUAAAAUUUAUGGCAAGAAUUUCUAUUCUUGCAUAUUUCAAUUUAUCAUUUUCUUUAUCUCUCAGAAUUUCUAUACAGAUUACUACUACUUGACCAGUUGCCAAAUUUUAAAAUAUUUGAACUCUGAAGUUCAUUAUUAACAAAAUUGUCACUCUAGGUGUCUCAUAAAUGUUAGCCAAAUGUACAUAAUGUUAUAAACCAAUGGUUAGUCUUUGACAGUACUUACAUACACAGUUGUUUGUUAAACAUUUUUGUAAUAAGAUAUUUGUAUUUUUAAAUUUAGUAUAUAAUAAAAAUGAUCUGUGCUAGAGUAUCAUUUUUCAGUAUGCUUUUCCAUGUAAUCUGCUAUAAUAACUGAUGUGUUGGCAAUACUUGUUGCACAUAAAUUUAGUGUUAAUGAUCUUUGAACUAAUGUUCCUGAUGUAUUCAGCUGAAAAAUAGAUUCAUAUAAAAAUUCUAUAUCAAGAAAGCAUACUUAUAAAAGAUCUUUAAGUAAAAUAUAGAAGGAAAUAUUUACAUCAAUUAACAUAUCCUCAAGAACUUUAAAAGUGAUGUGAUAAUGAGUAGUAGCUUAUAUUUGUAUAGUUUUUAGCCAUUUAUCAAGUAUUUAAAAAUAUUAUAUUAUCUAGCCCUUACAGUGAUCUUUUAAAAUAACUUAGAACUGUCAUUUCUGUUCACAGAUGGGACUGUGAGAUUUGCAAUGUUGAGCCAUGUAAGACUCAAGCCCAAAUCAUUCCACUGUGCCCCACAGAGCUGUGUUGUUCUAGUGUGAAAACUAGUUUCAGAAAAAAAUAAAUAUAUUCUUCUGAGAUUGAAAAAA
Messenger RNA from Antechinus flavipes (yellow-footed antechinus), 3583 nucleotides. RefSeq names its product BRMS1 like transcriptional repressor (gene BRMS1L). Gene Ontology annotation, molecular function: histone deacetylase binding. Lineage: Eukaryota; Metazoa; Chordata; Mammalia; Dasyuromorphia; Dasyuridae. The coding region runs from base 545 to 1537 and encodes 330 amino acids. Gene Ontology annotation, cellular component: Sin3-type complex. The transcript is spliced from 10 exons. Gene Ontology annotation, biological process: negative regulation of transcription by RNA polymerase II. The record is from RefSeq and is a predicted model, not a curated record.